AUGCACCCAAGCGGUACAGUUGUCCUCCUCCUCCUUCAAGUCCUUCUCAAGUUUGACAUCCUUCUUGCUGCCCCUUCAGUUGGACUCCAAGAGGAGAAGGGAUCUGGACUUGAGACCACCCCUGAAAAGAAACUGGAUCUGCAGAAAGAAUUUAGCAUGAGCUUAAAACUCUCACGACAACUACUUCGCAAAACAAAGGAUCUUACAAGAUACUAUCUUUUCGACCGUUUACCUGGAGUUGAGGUUCCUCAUAUUUCCCACUUGGAGCGCCUGCCCUCAGCCAGCCUUGAUUUUCACACAUGGCUCUCUCUUUCGGAUGCCAGCCGCCUGUUGCAGAUAGCCAAAACCAUUUCAUUUUAUCACAAGUUAGUUCAACAGCUGAGGAAGUUUGAAGCAAUCAAAGAAAAUUCCAAAUUUUUCUCUCAGUUUGAAGAUAUCGAUGUUAACCUCCGAGAUCUUGGUCAUCAAGUAGAUUACCAGAUUACACUUUGGGGCCUAUCAUCUGAUACCCAGCCUAUAUCAAUUCCUCAGAUCCUUCGAAAACGCAAUCAAUGGGCGAACCGCCAAGAAGUAUAUAUUGUCCUUCGUUCUCUUGAAAGCUUCCUGGUUCGAGUUGCACGAGAUUUUUUGAUGCUCAGGAUGAGGGUGCCGAAAGUGGCUUUACCUUCCAAGAGUCUCUAACCUUAACAUUUCCUGUUUUAAACUCCAUCACCUUAUUCCAAACAGCUAAGAUACCGGGAUUCCAGUAUCUCAGUGUUCUGUAAAUUAUCUAAAAUAUCUAAUUUAUAUAUCUAUUUAUUUUUUCUAAAUAUUUUAUUAUUUUAACUUAUUUGUUAAAGCAGUGUUUUGACAGGUUCAAAUGAGCAAUUGUUUAAUGAAUGUACUUUCUCAUGACAAUGUAGAUGUUUUUCCCCCCAAAGGUCAGAAAGAAUUGCCCGUUAGUUUGCACAGAAUUUCAAAUAUUGUGUUUAUCCAUAAAAAUAUGGGUGGCUACUACUUUAUCUAUUUUUGUAAUGGCUAUUUACUCAAAUGGGCCAGAGAAUCUUGAGGGUAUCUACAGAAAGAUAUAUAAUAUAUAAUCCCAGUGGAUUAUGGAGAAACUAUUCCUAAAUUUUCUAAAACAGAUUGAGUAAAUAUGCAUAUGGUAUAAACUAUAUGUUUUGAAUGAUACUGGCUUUUCUAAGCUUGAACUGGUCAUUUCAUACUUUUAAAUUUUUGUUAAUAAAAGUAUUAUUUUAGUUAAAUUUGAUUGCCUGAUUUAUUGGUGGUAUCUUUCGCUGAUUAAAAGAGAGUUUGUCAUUUCAUAUAGUUGAUUAGUCAAUUAGUCUGUAUUUAAAUCUAAAAUUCAAUGUCAAUAUAUUUAAGCAGUAUAUAGCAUUGCAUUAUAUCUGUUUAACUCAUAUUCAUCAGCAAAAGGAAAUCUCCUGUUGAUAGCUGAAUUCACCUGGUACAGGUUUCUUGUUUGGCCGCAAUUCCAUUGUAAAACUCUUCACCCUUUCCCAAGUCCUCAAUCUUGGCCACUUUCUUUUAUCUUUCCCCUCUCAGAACUCCUUUCUACAGUCCAGAAAAUAUGAUAGGUUCUUAUCCAUAAUCCAUAGACUUUGUCCUUCUAAUGCUGAGAUCUAUGCUUAUGUAGCAGGGGGGAGGGAAUAAACCCUACAACCUCAGGUACUGUCUCUACAACACCUCAGGUACUGUCUUCCACAAAAUUUCGAUCAACACCAGUUUGCUUAUAGAAGCAACAGUUUGACAGGGGAUGCCAUCACCAACGCUCUACAUAUUGCACUGAGCCACCUUGAGAAAUCUGGGAAUUAUG
Molecule: messenger RNA, 1816 nt
Organism: Thamnophis elegans (Western terrestrial garter snake)
Lineage: Eukaryota; Metazoa; Chordata; Lepidosauria; Squamata; Natricidae
Gene: IL27
Product: interleukin 27
Exons: 5
Coding region: 1-681 (226 amino acids)
Biological process (GO): regulation of T cell proliferation; regulation of T-helper 1 cell differentiation
Molecular function (GO): interleukin-27 receptor binding
Source: RefSeq, a predicted model, not a curated record